GCACAUUUCCAGCUUGUAAGAAGGACGCCAGGAAUAGUACUCCAAAAAUGGCUGCCCAAGCCAGGACACGGAGACUUCAUUUCCUGGUUCUGUUUUCAAUUUUAUCCACAUCUGUUAUACGCGUCAACUCCUUAGAUCAGACAACUAUAACAUGUGGUUCCUCAUACGAAUCAACGUGGUUCCGUUCUGCAGUGCUAACAUACCAGAUGCAAGCGUCCUUUAAACCUUACCAGGAUCCUUCAAGCGAUAUCCAUUGUGACAUCUCCGUGACCUUCACCCGGGGCAUGCACCUUCUAGUCGAUCUGUUCUUUGUGGACAUCAUCCCACUGACUCUUAACAGAACAACUUGUGACACGGGCUUAGAGAUCUUUGAUCAGGAGGGACGAAAGUAUUACGAUGGACGACGUAUCUGCGGAGAAGCGCGUGAGUGGGAGGAGCAAAAAAAGACAACCAAUCAAACGGCUGUCAUUGAGAAAUCCCCACUGAUAUUACGUCUAUACAGAAACAGCGCUUACAAAGGUCAAGGCUUCAAAAUGCAUCUCAACGAAUUUAGACCCUAUUGGCCUUGUUACACAGGAGAGUUCAAAUGUAAACAUAUGCAGCGCUGUGUCAGCAAGGAUCUAAAAUUUGAUGGCUGGAAUGAUUGUGGAGAUAACUCAGAUGAAAACAGAGGUGUGGCGAGGCAUUGUGUUAGACACGUCAUUUGGCUCCUACAAUUGGUUAUAUUUACAUAUAUAUUUUUGUAAAAAAUAAUACUCGCAAGCACAAUUCGACGCUGUAUUGUGUUACGACUGUGGGGGCAUAGAUUGCAGGGGUAGGGUUGACAAUAGACGUGACCCAGACUAAACAGAUCUUGACGAAGACGAUUAGCGGAGCACGUGUUACAAUUAGAUUGUAAUUACGA
Messenger RNA from Physella acuta, 904 nucleotides. Its product is annotated as suppressor of tumorigenicity 14 protein-like. Gene Ontology annotation, molecular function: protein binding. Lineage: Eukaryota; Metazoa; Mollusca; Gastropoda; Physidae. The record is from RefSeq and is a predicted model, not a curated record.